Messenger RNA from Thlaspi arvense, 1966 nucleotides. Lineage: Eukaryota; Viridiplantae; Streptophyta; Magnoliopsida; Brassicales; Brassicaceae. The record is from the annotation of a GenBank genome assembly.
UUUUGAUCUGUUUGUGUACGUUGGUGGUUACUGGUCAGAAGAGGGAUUAUAUUACGGUGGAGAGGCACAUAUGGUGGAUAACAUGAAGAAAGUUUCUUGGUUUCCUCCUGAAACGCCUGGUAAAAAGGAAGACAUAGAGGAUGAUGAGACAUUAAGAAGAAAGGUGUUGCAUUAUGCUUUGAGUUCAGGAGCUAUGACACUUUAUAUAGUUCGGGAAGAUGAUCUUUAUAUUGGUAGGCAUUUUGGCAUCAAUGUUGUGCGUUUGUCAGAUGAGAUUGCAGACAGCGAUAGUAGUAGUUCAGAUUCAGAAGGUGAUGAUGUUGUCGAGGAAGAAUCAGAAGAAGAAGAGCAGCAUGAUUCUAGUAGUGAAACUGAUUUGGCUGAGGUUGGAGUGCAAGUUGAUGAGAGUAAAUGUCGUAAUUUUAGGUUGGGGCAAGAAUACAGCUCAAUUGAAUCUUUCAAGAGUGCCAUUACUCGAUAUGCAGUGAGAAAGAGGAGAGCCCUCAAGUAUGAGAAGUCAGAUAGUAAGCGUGUAGUAGUAAUUUGCUCAGAUAAGGCAUGUCCAUGGAGAAUCUCUGCGUUUAUCAACAGCAGCAGUAUUAGAGUAGUUGUCAGGGCUUUCAACGAUGAGCAUGAUUGCACUUGGCAAGGAAAGGCUGCUUAUAACGAUUUAAAAAUAUAUGUUUACUGUCCAUGGUCAAUUGAGUUUUCUAAGUGUGAUGCAGUUGAAAAUAAUUUAGGAGAAUUAUUCAAAGCAGCUAUUCGAAUUGCAAGGACAAAACCUGUGGUCGAGAUGCUUGAAGAUAUUAGGCAAUGUAAACGGUUGGAGGCAGAGAAGGCAAAAGGAGAUUACACUCCUAGAGCAAAAGCUUUGUUGGAGCAGCAGAUCCACAAAAUAAAGGAUUGUAUCCCUUUAAGUUGUGGUAUGGGAGAGUUCGUAGUGAUGAUGAGAGGUGAUAUCAGUUGUGGCUGCAGGAUGUAUAAGGUCAGUGGUAUCCCUUGCUACCAUAUCAUUUCUGCUCUGUGUAUGGGGAGACAAGCUGAUCAAGAUCCGAAGACUCUUCUUUCUCAUUGGUUCACCGUACAAAAGUUAAGGAGCUGCUACGCUUAUCCAUUGAAGGCGGUUGGGGGCAUGAACAUGUGGGAUAAGUCCGAUGUGAGGAUUAAUCCGCCUCCAUAUAAGAAGCCUCCAAGGAGACCUCCAGGGAAGAAGAGGAAGAGAGAAGUUGGUGAAGCAAGACCAGGAAUGCUUCCGAAGAGAGGAAUUAAGAUUCAUUGUGACCUCUGUAGACAAGACGGACACAACAUGUUAUAUUGUGAGAGUCUACCUGUCGAGGGGCCGCCAAAGAACCCAUGUGGGAGGCCAAGGAUAAGACCGAUUACAUCUUCUCAAAUGCCGGUUAUAUCUGCAUCAUCUUCUCAAGCACCUGUGAACCAUCUCAAGCACCGACGAUUUCUUCUCAAGUUGUUACACACAGCCAACCACUUGAAGAUAUUCCAAGCCUUUCAGCUGCUCUCCCAAAAAAGCGUCGGGGAAAACCUCGCAAAAGCCAGUUUGAUGGUGUUUCAACCUCUCAACCCAACCCAACUACUCGACAAGAACCUAUUUAUGACACCGGGCCACUACAUCUUCCAAGGGAAGGAGUUGGUCUCUUUACAAGCUCUUUGACUGGUGAUGACUAUGUCUGCAUUGGCUCACGUGUGACUGAUACAAAUGACAAUACCAUCUUACCAAGUACACUUUAUCGUUCAAAAGAAAAAAUUAGCUGCUCACAAUAGUUCAAGAGAGAAGAAGAAGACUACUGAGAAGUGAUCUUCGUUUUGUGUCUAAAACGGUUGAUUGCCAAACUCUGUUUAGUUAUCCUUAUGCUUUAGUUAUUGUUUUAAAACUUGCUUAUAUGUCGUCUUUAAAUUUUAAACUUGGUAUCCUUUUGAAUCUUUGUAAUAUCAAACUUGGUUUUCAUGU